AUGAAAAUUCCUCCCAAGAAACCUCAUUUCUUCAAACCUAUUAUGCCAGGUUUCAAGAAUGGAAUUAAAAUUCCUAAAGGUUUCUUGAAGUAUCUCAGGGGAUACGAGCAUAUUGAACACUCAGUACUAAAAAUAGUGGGGAAGAAGUGGCCGGUGAAAGUGAACGGCGGUAGACUGGAAGAGGGCUGGAAAAAGUUUGCAAAGGAUCAUGAUCUGCAAGAAUAUGCUGAGUAUUUGCAGGAAGAAGGAGGAGGAGCAGCGCGUACUAACACAUCCACAUACAUGAGUAAAUCAAAUGCUACAGAAAAGCCAAAGCCUAAUGUCAUGUCAUCACACAAGGAUUUCCCCGAUGUAGAAGCAGCUAAGGACAUGCCUCUGGGUCGCCCUCAUUUCAUUUCUACCAUCAAGCCCAGUUGCUUUUCAAAGUAUUUGUUUCAUGUUCCAAAACUAUUUGCACGGGAAAAUGGCCUCAGCGACAGGAAAUGUAGGAUAACGAUAAGAGAUGAGCAAAGGUCAUGGGCGUUUAAGCUAUAUGACAGUGCAGGCAGCACUUUCAUUGGAGGUGGAUGGCGUAAAUUUUGCGCUGCUAAUUUGUUAAAGGAAGGAGAUCCAGUAAUGUUUGAGAUGUUUUCCAAGGGAGAGGAACCUGUUUGA
Lycium ferocissimum is the source of this 654-nucleotide messenger RNA. Its product is annotated as B3 domain-containing protein REM14-like. The transcript has 6 exons. Gene Ontology annotation, molecular function: DNA binding. The record is from RefSeq and is a predicted model, not a curated record. The coding region runs from base 1 to 654 and encodes 217 amino acids. NCBI's taxonomy places the organism in Eukaryota, Viridiplantae, Streptophyta, Magnoliopsida, Solanales, Solanaceae.